AUGUCUACCGACAAGAAGUUAAAAUGGCUUCCUCUAGAAUCGAACCCCGACGUUAUGAAUGAGUAUGUUCAUAAAUUAGGCAUGCACAAUACGUGGGCCUACACCGAUAUUUGGAGUCUAGAACCAGAAAUUUUACAAUUUGUGCCUCAGCCUGUCAAGGCAGUCAUGAUUUUAUUUCCCAUAACCGAUUCUCACGAGAAACACAGCGAGGAAGAAGCAAAGCGCAUCCAAGAAGUAUCUCCUGAUGUCGUGUUUUACAAACAAACCAUUUCUAACGCAUGCGGAACGAUUGGACUGUUGCAUUCUAUAGCCAAUAACGUCGACUCUAUUCAAAUUGAUGACGGACCGCUCAAACGGCUAUUGGAGAAAACUAGGAAUGGAACACCCUUAGAACGCGCCAAACUGCUCGAGGAAGACGAGGAGUUGGCAGAAGCACAUAAGUCGUCUGCUCUGACGGGACAAACCAGACCUCCAACGGAAUCGGAUAAAGUUAACACACACUUUGUGUGCUUCAUUCAGAAAGAUGGAACACUUUAUGAAUUAGAUGGCAGAAAAUCUUCCCCUAUCAAUCAUGGGCCGUGCACCGAUUUGUUAAUGGACUCUUCUAAAAUCAUCAAACAAUUCAUGGAACGUGACCCGGGAAGUCUUCAGUUUACCAUGAUCGCGCUUGCACCAAAACAAAACGACUAA
Molecule: messenger RNA, 690 nt
Organism: Acaulospora morrowiae
Lineage: Eukaryota; Fungi; Glomeromycota; Glomeromycetes; Diversisporales; Acaulosporaceae
Source: the annotation of a GenBank genome assembly